AUGCGAUCAAGAGACGUGUGCAUGUUAUAUACCACUGAUACUUGUAUGAUGAUACUGGGUGCAUUGAUGGAAGCUGCUGCAGUAGAAAAAUGGAAUUUACAUCAACGGAUAGCCUUGGCUACCUUGAAUUUGAUUGGAUCCAAGCCUCGAUGGUUAAUACUUGGUUUCAUGGCCGUGACAGCCUUCUUAUCAAUGUGGAUAGUGAACACUGCUAGUGCCGCCAUGAUGAUGCCUAUAGCCUUCGCCGUUAUGUAUCAGCUAGCAGAAAAGAAAGGACCAAGUGAACAGGAGAUUGUUCCAGAAUGGCGCCCUGAGCCCGAAGAUGACACACAUACCACAACGAGUAAUGGAGCAACUGUAAACAAGAAUGUUGUGAUGGAUACGACAACCGACAAUGACGAGUGGACAUGUAAAGAUGAUGAUAUACUUACACCAGACCAGAAGGAAUUAAAAACGUCAAACAUCAAUGCGGAUCAAAAAGAAGGCAUUAUUACUGAAAGUUAUUUAGAAGAUGACGAGCAUGUAGAGAAUAUGAAGGAAUUAAAUCAAGAAGGCGUCGAGAUCCCUGAUGAAUACAGAAUGAUGGCAAUAGCUCUAUGUUUAUCAGUUGCCUAUUCGGCCAACAUAGGGGGCUCGGCCACCCUAAUUGGUACAAGCACCAACAUGGUAAUGAUUGGUAUCCUCGAACAAAACUAUGGUACUGACCACGGGGUAACAUUUGGAAGAUGGAUGUUGUUUGUUCUCCCGUCAGCAAUGAUAUUCCUUGCAAUUAUGUGGAUAUGGUUUUUAUUUUUUUACUUAGAUCUUAAUCCAAAAAACUGGAAGAGUUUGUCCUGCAAAUGUGAAACAACAGAAGACGAAGUUAUAAUAAAAAAUACCUUAAAAGCAGAGUAUGCCAAGCUAGGACCGUGGAGCUGGGCUGAGAUCACCAUAGCGUUUCACUUCACUAUGAUAUGCAUAUUAUGGUUGACACGAGAUGCAUUAUGGGGGCAAUUAUUCCCAGACGAGUAUGUUAGUGAUACUACUGUAGUUAUGUUGGGCAUUGUUGUGCUGUUUAUACUCCCUGCCUAUGACCCUGGUUUUCUGUGCUGCAAGCGAUAUGACGAUGACACCCCAAGAGGUACAACAGUAGCGAUCCUCGAUUGGCCAACACUACAUACAAAAGUACAAUGGGGCGUUGUAGUAUUGAUCGGAGGUGCAUAUGCUUUAGCUGGUGGGUCAGAGGAGUCUGGACUAUCGGCUUGGAUAGCGAAUCAACUUGAAGUGCUAGGUGAACUUCCUGUUAACGCAAUUGUUCUUAUAUCUGUAAUAAUUGUUGGGAUAUUUACUGAAAUCACAAGUAACUCCGCUGUAGCCGCCAUAUUUUUACCAAUCCUUGCUGCUCUGGCAGAAGAACUUUGUAUCAACCCUCUGUAUUUAUUGAUUCCAGCUACAAUUGUUUGUUCAUAUGCAUUUAUGUUGCCAGCCGCCACUCCCCCAAACGCAGUUGCCUUUGGAUGUGGGUUAUUCGCUGCAACCGAAAUGGUAUCGUACUGCGGAUAUAUCUUAAUUAUCAUGGCUGUGUAUUGGGUGAUGGAAGCCAUGCCCAUACCAGUGACGGCACUUCUACCAUUGGUGCUUUUUCCGUUGAUGGGAAUCAUGAAAGCCGAGGACGUGUCGCUAAUGUACAUGAAAGACACCAAUGUACUUUUUAUCGGAGGUUUAAUGAUGGCAAUUGCGAUAGAACAAUGGAAUUUGCAUAGGCGUAUAGCAUUGGCUGUUCUUAUGGUGUGUGGCUCAAAGCCAAGGUGGUUAAUGCUGGGUUUCAUGUGUGUAACAGCAUUUUUGUCAAUGUGGAUAAGUAACACGGCAACUACUGCUAUGAUGUUACCAAUCGCACAGGCGGUAUUGGUAACUCUCUCAGACAGACUCGAAGAAAAGAAAGCCGAGGAUGCUUCUGCUCCAUCAACUCCGGGGACGAAGAAGAAGCGUGCAAACGACGACUUUCCUGAUUAUGCAAUACAAGGCCAUGACGCGGAUAUUCCCUAUGUCGUAACAAGAAAUAAUGAUGGCAUAGAAUAUGCUGUAGAUGACAUACAGUCCAACCAUGUAUCCGCAUACAGCAAGCAAGACGAGUCCCAAGUACUCGCAGAAGAAGUUGUAGUAGUUGAACACGAGAACGCAUUCGAAGUGGAUGAGGACUACAGACUUAUGAGUAAAGCGUUCAUGUUGUGUGUGGCAUAUUCCGCUAAUAUUGGAGGCACAGCUUCACUCAUCGGUACUACACCUAACCUGGUGUUGGUCGGCGUUCUUGACGAUCGUUACGGUGCCGAGAACCAUCCGAUCAACUUUUUAUCAUUUAUGGUAUAUUCACUACCGGCAGCUAUUAUCUUUCUUUUUGCGGCGUGGGUAUGGCUAAUGUGUGUCUAUCUUGAUUUCAAUCCAAAAAACUGGUGGAUAGAUGGUAAAUGCUGUUGCCUGUCAUGUUCAUGUAAAUGUAACAAAACAGAAGAAGAGAAAAUUGUAGAAAAAGUUAUUAAAGAGGAAUAUGUGAAACUUGGAGAUUGGACAUACGCAGAAAUCACAGUAUUGGUGCAUUUCGUAUGUUUAGCUCUUCUUUGGAUUUUUCGUGACAUUAGUGGUUUUGGAUGGGGUAAUCUCUUCCCAGAAGGAUACGUAACAGACUCCACACCGGCUAUCACAAUUGCUGUAGUUUUAUUCUGUGUACCGUCUGCAUGCCCGUCGUUUUUCUGCUGCAGACCUGUCGAAGAUGACGACCCACCAGGAUCAAAACCAAGUAUAUUAAACUGGCCAGCAGUGCAUAAAAAUCUGCCCUGGGGAUUGGUUCUUCUUCUAGGGGGAGGUUAUGCACUUGCAGAGGGAUGCGAGGUUUCAGGGUUGUCCCAAUGGAUUGGGGAACAACUGGCUGUAUUGGACUACCUAGAAGACUGGGUUAUUGUUCUUGUGUGUACCACGGUCGUCUGUUUUUUCACUGAAGUGACAAGUAACACUGCCAUUGCUACAAUCUUUCUCCCGAUACUGGCUUCCUUGGCCGAACAGAUUUGCAUGAAUCCACUGUAUCUUCUAAUGCCGUGUACUAUUGUUGUGACGUAUGCGUUCAUGUUACCCGUAGCAACGCCACCCAAUGCUAUUGCAUUUUCCUAUGGUCAACUUACAAUCCCAGACAUGGCAUCUGUUGGUUUCAUGCUGAACUGCGUUGGUAUUAUAUGGGUUAAUGUCUGGGUGAACACCUAUGGCGUAGGAGUAUUCGAUCUUGACGAGUACCCAGAAUGGGCCAUGUACGAGAAUGCCACCUGUCUAGACAACGUGACAACAACGAUGGCGCCUUUCACUACGCUAGCGUAACGUGAAAAUGAAAGAGACAACGGCGAAAAGAUUACAUAUGCACACCAAUAUAACGACUAUCGUAAAGCUCAGGAUAGCAUCGGGAAGUGGAUUAGGAAAAACUGCACCAGGG
Saccoglossus kowalevskii is the source of this 3457-nucleotide messenger RNA. RefSeq names its product Na(+)/citrate cotransporter-like. Gene Ontology annotation, cellular component: plasma membrane. The record is from RefSeq and is a predicted model, not a curated record. Gene Ontology annotation, biological process: transmembrane transport. Lineage: Eukaryota; Metazoa; Hemichordata; Enteropneusta; Harrimaniidae. Gene Ontology annotation, molecular function: transmembrane transporter activity.